Molecule: messenger RNA, 678 nt
Organism: Lingula anatina
Lineage: Eukaryota; Metazoa; Brachiopoda; Lingulata; Lingulida; Lingulidae
Source: RefSeq, a predicted model, not a curated record
AUAUGGAGGAGGAUAUGACUACCAUAAUGGCGAUAUUAACGACCAGAUGCAUUGUGGUUUUUCUUAUUGUGAUCACUUUGCCUGCUUACGCAAGGUGCCAACUCUCAGAUAUAGAUUUACGUAAGGAUUGCGGAACUUGUGGAAAUGCAUGCUGCGCUUUGCAGUUCAUAGUAGGAGGAAGCAGUGAGCCCAUCUAUGAGGAGUUUUCUAACUUUCUGAUGAAAGGUGGCACUGAUGGCUGGUACUUUUAUUCGGAUUCAACUGAUCUUCGCUCGCAAAAUGUGUCGGCCGAUUUCAUCAUUCAGGGAUACUAUUCAUCUAUUUUAAACCGCUACCAAAACACGCUGAAUUUCGCUGUAGAAAAGAGUACUAAUCUACAAAUGGUGUCUGUGAGAGCUUUCUCCAUCUCCAACGUUACCGGAACAUACUGUGAUGCUGGGCAGAAUUACAAGAAUUUGGUUCAAUUUAUGAUUGGACUAAAGAUGCCUUAUACCGAAGUUCACAUUUGGGGAUGCCCAAAAACGAAGCCGUAGUCAUUGUACCACGAAGCCAUUUCAGCGUUACUAGAACAGUGCCAGAGAUUGGGUUGGCUUCAGAACUCAAUACUGUUUAUAAAGACAGAUGUAAAGAUUCACGAAAAUCAAAUUCUGAAUACUUUACAGCUCAUUUUAGUUUAGA